This is a messenger RNA of Colletotrichum godetiae, 597 nucleotides long. RefSeq lists its product as uncharacterized. The coding region runs from base 1 to 597 and encodes 198 amino acids. The transcript is spliced from 2 exons. Lineage: Eukaryota; Fungi; Ascomycota; Sordariomycetes; Glomerellales; Glomerellaceae. The record is from RefSeq and is a predicted model, not a curated record.
AUGUCACCUCCAACGUUCAAUCCAACACCAACAGCUAUCAUGAGAGCCUUUUCGAAACGCGUUGCAAUUAUCGCGAUGGCAGUACUUGCCACGGCUGAAACCCAAGCCAACGCGGUCUACUGUCCAACAGUGACGUCGACUGGCACCAUCUGUCCCACAUUCGUCCAAAUGGCAUGCCUUGCCUUGUCUACUAUCUCCAGCCGUUGCGGAUGUCCAUCGACAGUUCCAACAAAAUCGAUUGACUAUCCCUGCGGCGAAAAGGGACCGGCUGGUUGCAUGGGAACUUCGUAUAUAUACGAGACCGCGACCCCCAACUGUGGGGGUGCCACUUUCACCACCAAGACUAUUCCGACAAUUGCGCCAACUCCUACUGACAUCGGCCUCGGGGCAUGUCCAACGGUCUAUUCAACCGCAACGAUAUGCCCCAACUGUAUACGGCCUAUGUGUGUGCAGUUGUCGAGAAUCUCUCAACUAUGCCAUUGUCCAACUCCAGUGCCCACCGUCGCCGUAAGCUUCGAAUGUCCUGAUUGCCCCAAGGGCUGCGGCACCUACUACGAGUACGCAACUGCCACGCCGGAGUGUGCCCCGACUGCUUAA